Molecule: messenger RNA, 505 nt
Organism: Racocetra fulgida
Lineage: Eukaryota; Fungi; Glomeromycota; Glomeromycetes; Diversisporales; Gigasporaceae
Source: the annotation of a GenBank genome assembly
UUAGUGGUGAAUGUUUUAAGAGAUUAUCGUGAAGAAACCAUCAAAUAUGAGCUAAAUGUUGGGAGAAUGGGAUCACAUCAUAGAACUUGGCGAAAGUUUGAAAUAAAUUCAACUAGUGUUAAUGAUAAUUCGAUUUUUCGUUUACACGAAUCUAUAUUUAUUAUUAAAUCUGAUCAAAGCAAAUAUGAUUAUAUUGUCGAACAUUAUAAUGAUUACUUUGCUUGCAAUUGUGAAGCAUAUAUAAAAAACACUACUCUUUGUAAACACAUAUUUGCUGUUUCGCGUAAGUAUAAUAUCGAAUUAUUAGAACAGAUCACUUAUUUACCUUUAGAUUAUGAAGAACAACUUGAAAGCGUUGAUGUUGAUCAAAGCGAAAUCUUGGAAAAAGUCAAUAACUCUAUUAAUCAACAAAUCGAACGUUUAAUAUCGCUUUACCAAAAAAGUAAUUUGGAUGAUAAACCUUUGGAUGGAAGAAAAAAUAUCAUUAAAAAGCUUGAAGAAACAU